This is a messenger RNA of Myxocyprinus asiaticus (Chinese sucker), 3077 nucleotides long. Its product is annotated as ephrin-A1-like. The transcript is spliced from 5 exons. Gene Ontology annotation, biological process: ephrin receptor signaling pathway; axon guidance. Gene Ontology annotation, cellular component: plasma membrane. NCBI's taxonomy places the organism in Eukaryota, Metazoa, Chordata, Actinopteri, Cypriniformes, Catostomidae. Bases 191 to 865 code for a protein of 224 amino acids. The record is from RefSeq and is a predicted model, not a curated record. Gene Ontology annotation, molecular function: ephrin receptor binding.
AUGAUAGAUAUCAGACGCAAAGCUGUUGAUUUGUCACUUUUUUUUGUUCGUUUACAUUGUGCUGAGUAGAAACCAAAUAUUUACUAGCUAAAAAACAGUUACGGCUGUACGGGAAAAAAAGGAGCUGUAAAAUUACCCCACCUAUUGCUGGUUAUUUUCUGUCCUUGGAUUGAAUUACAGAGCUUCAAUAAUGGAUCUGGUGUGGCUCUUAUACAUCGGAGCGAGUAUAUGCGCUUUCCUUGUCUCUGCCGAGAGGCACACUGUUUUCUGGAAUAGUACCAACCCCAAGUUCCGAUGGGAUGACUAUGCGGUUGAGGUACGCCUGAAUGACUAUCUGGACAUUGUGUGCCCACACUACCCACUGGGCGAGGUGCCGUCGCAGGAUGCAGAGCGUUACGUGCUGUACAUGGUUGAACAUGAAGAUUACGAUUCCUGCCGUCCACAGUCCUACGAUCAGAUGCGCUGGGAAUGCGGCCACCCUUUCGCCCCGCACGCACCUGAGAAAUUUUCCGAGAAGUUCCAGCGCUUCACUCCGUUUACUCUGGGAAAAGAAUUCCGACAGGGCGAAAGCUACUACUAUAUCUCCAAACCACUGCACCACCAUGGACAGGAGUGUAUGAGGCUUAAAGUGAACGUAGUUGCCAAUGAUGGCUCCCAAGAAGCCAGGGUUGGCACAGGAGGUGGAGCCAAGGUGGGAACAGAGGGAGGAGCCCACACACCAUCCAAUCGGUUACCAGCAGAUGAUCCAGUCGUUGCUCUUCCUGAAGUACAGAAAAGCACGCGGACAAACUCUGCAAUUUCAAUAGCAUCCUGGACCGUGCUCGCAACGUUACUCCCCCUCUUAUUGUUGCUGGUCUUACACUGAGAUGAUAAUUGGACUCAAAAUUACACUUACAAAAGACUACAAUGACAGCGUUCUGUGUUGAUGAAAACACAGGGGUAGCUCUUUAAAAACCCAGUGCUGGCCAUUGGGGGAAAUGGACAGGAAGUAGAGCUCUCUCACACUGCUGGUGCAAACUGAGAAAGCAUAACUGGAAUGAAGAGGGCUUUGAACUUUCUUACAUAUGGACACUUCUGAAGAAAAAACAAUGAGACGUCAGUAUUUUUCUGGAAAGAUAAUUCAUGCAAAGGGAGAUUUUUGUUCCCUUUUGUUUUGUUUUUUUAAUUACAUAUAAACUUCUAAUUACCCAAAACCUGGAAACAAUAGCACAGUUUGAAUUGUAAUAGCAUGUUGUUCAAAUAUGGACAACCCCUUUAUUUGAGUGUUAUAGAAUGAGCCAAAGACCACAGAGCUUCUCACGAAAGAGUAGAGCGAUCAAACCUUUCAUUGUUUACUCAUUUUUGUUGAUCCAGAGAAAUAUUUGAUAUACGUAUGAAUUUAUGUAGCAUCAGUUCAGUGGGGUUUAUUCUCAUCCUCUCAUGAUUUUACAAGACUGUGUGCCGUACCUGGAAUUUAACCAUGGAAAACGGCACAGAACACACACAGACACAAAACACACUCUGAUACUGUUUACCAAACCCACUGACACACUUGCUGAUCCAGAAUUGCUGUGUUGUUUUUGUAAAUUAAUUGUUUGAAGAGUUAGUAAAUUAUUAGUUUUGCUGCAGAACAAAUUACUGUAUACAGCAAACAAAAAUGUUACUGUGUGAAAGGGAAAGAGAGAGAGAGAGAGAGAGAGAGAGAGAGAGUUAUAGUGAGCGGGUUAAUGUGUAUGUAAAUUUGUAAAUGUAAGAGAAGGGGGAAAGGUAACAAAAAGGAAAUGAUGUCGACUGGACAAACACACACACUGCCAAGUGUGUGGGGUUGGGUUGGACCGUGCACCCUUAGCAUUUAAACUGCCAAGCACAAUCAAUGAAAAACAAACACUCAUACAUAAAAUGUAACAACAACAAAAAAUUACAGUUUAUAUGUGGAAAGAAAUACCCACUGUAGUUAUAAUUCUUUUCAACUGUUCUUAGAGCAAAAGUAAAGCUUUUUUAGUUUUUCCCCCUUAGAACACUUUAGGUAAAACUGUGUAAUAUAAUCAGAAAAUACAGAAGAAAAUAAGUCAACAGAUUUUUAAAAGCAAUUAAACUAAGCUAAAUAUUGCAAUAUUUUAGUGAUUGACCAAUAUCGGUUUGUAGAUGGCUGAUGCCGAUACAGAUAUCUAGAGAUCUAGGUGGCUGAUGCCCAAUAAAAUCUAUAAACAUACUGUAUAUAUAUAAUGCAAUUUCAUGAGAUGCAAAAAACAAUGAAAAUUAAUGCAGAUUUAUUUUCCCCACAUUUACUCAAAUAUUACCACAAAAACUGAAAAAUGUGCAUUAUUCAUUGGCUGAUGGGAGAUUUUGAAACUGACACGAGGGAAUCGGCAAAGCAGGCAGUUAUUCACAAGUGCUGAUAAUCUAAAAAUGGUCAAAUAUUGGAUGAUUAAUCGGCCUGCCCAAUAUAUUGGUCUAUCACUAAGAUAUAUAAACACUUUUUUGGAACAAAAUUCCAUCAAAUUAAAUGGAGUAAUCUUUAACUAAAUACAAAAAAUUAAAAACCUAAAUAUGUAAAGUUUUAUUCAUUUAAUUUAGUUAAAAAUUACACAGUUCAGUUUGAUGGAAUUCUGUUGGUAAAUUGGAAUGCGUAAAUGUAAGAAAAUAUGCUAAAAAAACAAACAAACACCAGACUGAGUGUAACUAUUGUUACCGGGAGCAGGAGAAACUUUUAAAAGUUUCAAAUUUAUGAAAGACAUACACUUAUAACACUAAUCAACUAAAAUUACAGCACUAUGAACAACACACAACACACUCUGACUGGUGACAUAGCAUUCAAUGUAGCUGUUUUAGCUCACUUCCGAGCAGUUGUUUGUGCGACUGAUGUAGCUGUAUAUGACUAACGUUAAAUCACUCCGAUUUGUUUUUCAAGAUUGUUUGUUUUUUCCUUUAUUCUCUUAUGCCAUUCUUAUAUUCUUAUUUUGUACAUGUGUUGUGUAAAAUGUAUAUUAUGUAUAUAAUGAAGAUUAUAUAAAAAAGAGACAUUUGAUAAAGAAGAAAAAAAAAAGUUAAUGUGAAAAUUCUUAUGUGAAAAUAAAUGAUAUUUUAGGAAAGUGUGA